GAGGUCUCCAUGAAAAUGAGGCAAAGCGGAAGUUAACUAAACGGAGACGGAUAGUGGGUCAGUGAGAUGGGAAGAAUCGAAUCGAAAGUGAAUUCAAUCUACGAUGAAAUGGAAUCAGAAUGGGCAGUGAAGCAGACCUUUCAAAACUCGAUGAGAUUUUCAAUGUACUUAUAAAAUGGAUGAAAGCAAGGAUGUCAAAUUGUUACACGAGCUUUGCUGUCAAGGGAAGUGCCAGAAAGUUAAGGACUUGCUUGAAAAACAUGACAAGGCUAGUUUUCUGAUAGAUAUGAAAUCAGGCAGCUUUGGGUAUACAGCAUUACAUGAAGCUGUUUGCAAUGGAAAACCUGAUGUUUUGGAAAUAUUGAUAAGAUUUGGGGGCAAUGUUAAUGUAAUGUCGAAUGGAGACUACACUCCUUUGCACAUUGCAACAACAAUUGGAAAUACUGAAUGCAUAAAAGUGUUACUGAACCACGGUGCUGACAUCUCAUUAACCGACCAAAAAGGAAGAACUGCCUUGGUUUCUGCUAUAGAAUGCAGGCAAGCUGAAGCCUGUAAGCUUUUGAAAGCUGCAGAGAUGAAUAAAUUUGCAGAAACUGAUGAUCAGAAGCUGACACAGUUGUGUCGUAAAAGUGAACAGGAUCAGGGCAUUGACCAGGCCUGCUUGGAUGCUGUUCUGCAAACUGCAGUUAAGCACAACAGCCAAAAGGCUAUCGUAACGUUGAUCAAGGCAGGCGCUAAGAAUAUCCAAGAAUGCCUACAGGUAGCUUUGAUUUAUCCUGAGCUAUGUGAAUCAGCUGUGUUGCUUUUGAUGUUUAUCGCUUUCAAUGAAAAUGAUGAAGAGCUAGUAAAGCUGCUAUUGACAGACCGUGCUAAAGAAGAGCAAAAAGACGACGGUUCUUUGUUUCCUGAGCUGUUGCAAAGGGUAUACUUCCCAGAAGAAUGGAAUCAUUCCCUUCCCUCAGACACCCUGUCAAAGCUAAGGAUGGCUUGCAAAACAGUCGAUUUCCGGAAUCUGGUGCCAUAUGCUGUUAGACUUAGCCGAAUCAACGUUGCAGAAAUUGUACUUUUGGAAAUGUUUUGUAAUGUUGCUAUAAGGAAAGCAAACUGGCAGGGAAUGGAAUUAGGCCAAUUGACGCAGUUCUUUUUAAGAAGAAUUGAUAACUACCAUAGCCUGAACUUAUCUAGAAAUGCAAUUUCAUCUGUUCCUGCUGAUGUAUGUCAUAUGAGCUGCUUAUCAGAACUCAGUUUGGCGCAGAACAGAAUUGAAAGCGUGCCUAAAGAAAUCUUUGAACUGAAGCUUCUUCGAGAAUUGAACUUGUCAAAGAAUAGAAUCACUAGCUUGCCAACCGUCGAUAAGUGGAGCCCAGCAAUGAAAACGUUGAACCUUCAAGGAAAUAAAUUGAGUAUUUUAGAUGAGUCUAUUGCUCGCUCCAAGCUUGUAGAUUUGAAUUUAGCCGAUAAUGACAUCAAUACCGUACAAAGUUGCCUCUGUGACAUAAGAACAUUGAAAAGUCUUUAUCUAAGUCGAAAUAGAGAAGUUGAAGUACUGCCAGCCGAACUUGCCCGACUUUCCAACCUGACGUAUCUAGAAAUUGAAGAAAUGAAUCAGUUGAUAGAGCCUCCUGUUGCUCAAAGGCAAUGUACGUCUGAUGUGAUGCGAUAUUUGAACAACAAGCUAAGAAAUGCCCAGCCGAAUUCUUCGAUGAAGCUGAUGAUUGUAGGGUCAGCUAACUCGGGAAAAACCACUCUGGCGCACAGAAUCGCCAAAGACUUUAAUUUCAGUCUAAAUGAGUCAACAAAAGGAAUUGAAGUAAAAGACAUAUCGGUGGACGAUGUAAAAUUCAAAUGCUGGGAUUUCGCCGGUCAAGAUGAUUAUUACGCCACACACCAAUGCUUCCUGACAGAACGUUCUUUGUACGUUAUUGUUUGGAAUGUGACUGAGUGUGAGACAGGGCUUGAAACCUUGAGGAUCUGGCUUGAAAAUAUCGAAUCGAGGGUAGAGAAUGCGGUUGUUCUAGUUGUUGGUACCCAUUUGGACAAAGUAAGCCAAGAAGCAAUAAAAAAAGGCUUCGUGGAGGAGCAGGUGAAUAAGGUUUUCGAUUUUAUCCAUAGACAGUUCCAGAAGGUAGCAUGCACGAAAGAAGGAAUAUUCAUCAUUACUUGCAGUCAUGAAAGGAAAAACCGGAACGAAUGUAGUAGAGGAAUUGAAAGGUUACGAAAAGCCAUUUGCAAUGCUGCAAAGAAAGCUGUUUUUGAAGAGAGAAAAUUUGGAGCACUGGAGAUCAGAAGAAAGGUUCCAGUCCUUGGAGAAAUGGUUCCAGCAAGCUUUUUGACUUUAGCAAAAGCUCUGUCCGAGAGACAAUCUGCAAUGAAGAGUGCUGGUAAAAUUCCAGUCCUUACAACAAAGGAGUUCAUUGAGUUUGUUGAGGAAAACGUGAAUGCUAGGCCGCAUGAAUAUUUUGUUCCAGAGGAUGUGCAACGAGCAACACGCUUUUUACAUGACGCAGGCGUUAUUUUGCACUACGACAAUGCCAAUCAGCAGCUGAAAGAUUUGUACUUCAUAGACCCGAAAUGGUUAUUUGAUCUCAUGGCGAAAAUUGUAACUGUAAAUGAGGCACACAGUUUUAUCCGUAAUGGAAUUCUCCUGCAAGAGCAUAUACCUUUCAUUUUCAAAGAUGAUUGUGGCCGAUUUGUUGAUAGGUUUUUUCCUCAGUAUCUGCAACUGGUUACCGACUUCCACAUUGCCUGCCGAAUCGAUGAUCAAAUGGUCCUUGUUCCAUCAAAGCUCCCAAGUCAAUCGCCAUCGUCAGGUUUUCUCAAGCCAUCUUCGCCGCUACUACGACGUGUUCAUACGCUUCCUUAUAUAUCUCAAGGAUUCAGAAGUCGAUUUAUAUGUCGUUUUCUGCUGCAUUUCGUUGAGCUGCUUAAAGUGCAACUAAAUGGACUUUAUCACGGACCCGUUGAUUUGUCAAGUCUUUUAACUCGAAAGAAUUUGAAUUGCUGGCGCAAUGGCAUUGUGUUUAACUCCUCGGAUCUAUUUCUAUCAGUCACACUAAACUCUAUGCAAGAUGGACAUCAUGAAAUUGAGACAGUUGUGACCCGGUCAGUUGCGGGGUACCGCACGUUGGUAUUUGUUGUUGAUCAGAUUGCUACCUUGAUAGUUGAAUGGUACCAUGGAUUCAGUGGCACAGAUGGAAGCACAGCAUAUGUGCGCCAGUUUGCUUCGUGUCCAAUCUGUAUGGAUCAAAAUGUCAGCAAUCCUUUUCAAUUCGAAAUCACUGACUGUUUCAAAGAUGCUCUGACAAAAGAUCAUACAAUCUGUCUUGAAGGUCACAGCCCGCUUGUUGUUAACUUGCGUGACAUAUACCCAGAAUUAUUCUUCAUGGAUUUAGAUCCAUCGUUGAUCCUUGCCUCUAAUGAUCUAAACUUCACAGAAUCAAAUGACAACUUGGUCGGAGAAGGAAGCUUUGCAAAAGUGUAUAAAGGGUCUCUUGGCAGCUCGUUGGUGGCAUUAAAAGUCUACAAAUUCAAAAUGAACACGAAUCGGAAUACGUUUGAUGCGCUUGCGCACUUUUUUAACGUGAGGCGAGAAGUGGCUGUUUUAAGCAGUGCAAGGAGGCAUCCUUACAUUGUUCCGUUUUACGGACUUGCUUUACUGCCAAAACUAUGCCUAGCGAUCGAAUAUACCGAUAAAGGAACCCUGCGAAAGAUUCUGAAUGAUUCGCAAUGGCCAAUUCAAAGGAUUGUCAUAUACCGCAUCGCUCAGCAAGUAGCUGAUGCCAUUGUAUUUUUGCAUUCAGCAAAAAUUAUCCACAGGGACUUGAAAUCAGAUAAUGUUUUGGUAUUUUCAUUAGAACCUCAUAGUACCGUUAAUGUCAAGGUGGCAGAUCUUGGCGAAGCUAACUUCAUAUCUCCGACUGGGUUGAACAAUGUUGCUGGCUCUAUUCGAUACAAGGCCCCAGAAAUCAUCAGCAAAAGUAUUCAAGGCAAUUUUGAAAUGCAGGAAUACGACAGCAAGGUCGAUGUCUAUUCGUUCUCAAUGUUGUUGUAUGAAUUGAUGUCAAGACGGAUUCCAUUUUAUGAGAUGGAAUCUGAUGAAAUUGGCAUGGCUGUUUUCCGUAAUGAGCGCCCCAGUUUGGAUGAUGUUUGUUUCACCAAGUACUCGCUUUUAACAUUAAAGGAGCUUAUGUUGAAGUGCUGGGUACAAGAUCCCGUGAUGCGCCCUGAAUCAAAAGUUGUCAGUUUCCAAUUGAAGUCACCAAGUUUCUAUCUUCUUUAUGGCUUAAACAAAAUUUCAAGCAAUAGUUGUCAGCCAUGUUUUAUCCAAAUGAUGAACGAGUUAUGGAUGGUGGAAGAUGCUGGUCCGGAUGGACUAUCAGUAGUUGUUUUUGACAUGGAAACUACUUUCGUCAAGCAGCGAUUCUAUCCUGAAAAUGAUGCUUUUGUUGCAGAUAAGCACAGCUGGUUGAAAGUUUCAUUCAUCUGUGAAAUUGACUUUGAGCAUGUGGCUUUGAUUUUUAGUUACAAGGCUGACUAUGUCAAAAUCUAUUCAAUUGAGACGAAACUGGCAAUGCGGUCCUUCACACUGCCUUUCAUUGGUACAAGGGCUAUUGUGGCUACGUUAGGUUUCAUUGCCAUCGGAUUUGAAAAUGGUGUCUUCUUAAAGGUGAAAAGUGAAGAUUUUGUAGCUGGACGAUUGGGUAGCGUCACUAGGUUUGUCGUCAACGAUGGAAGACCCAUUUCUUCAAUGUUUGCUUGCGACACAGGACCUAGAUUGUUUGUCUGCUGUGAUGAAUCUGUUUACAGAUAUCCUAUACUGCCUGAAGACCCAGCUGAAAUCAGUAAAGCAAAUGUUGGGUUUAAUGUUGAAAACAAGGUGAUAUUUGCGUUCCGAAAACUUCUUUUUAUUUCUGAUGCAAAGGGCAGUCCCAAAAUUAAAAUUUUCGGAAAAGAGACUUUGGCUUUGAUCGGCAGUAUAGAUUGUGGGAAGAAACUAAACAUGAUUUGCCCAAGCUGUGUGGUGAAAAAUAUGAGAAUUACUUGUUUCUGUAUUAAUGAAAAUGCCCUCUGGGUAGGCAUGGGCACUGGCCACCUUCUUAUAUAUCAGGUUAAGGAAGGUCAAAAACCUGAGUUUAUCACCUGGUUGAGACCAUAUAGAACUGCUGUACAAUCGAUUACAACGUUUGAAAGCCCUAAACCGGGGAAGUUUGUUGUAACGACAGGUGAAAAUUUGAACCCCUCUGUUUUGUGCUAUGGAGAUGUUCAGCUUUGUCAGCUCACAACAAAACUUCUUCAUCAAGGGACUCAAGAUGCGAAUGAUUCUACUUUAGAAGGCUCCCAAAUUGCAAAUAAGAACUCUGCAAUUUUGGUUUGGGAAUGCUUGGACCCUUGUGUGCUGAAAAGGAUUGCCGCAAAGCCGUAGAAAAGAAAACUUCAACAUGGCAAAGUCAUUCUGCAGCAUAACCUGCCUGUGUUUAUGCCUCGCUUUCAAUUGCGGAAAUGAAAAUAGAUAGAAAUGCUUUCAUUUUUUUUAUCACGUUAAGUAUACUAGGGACUUUAACAUUGAAAUAUUGUGUUGAGAUUUCAGUAUAAUUAUCAUUGGGUUACUGUUGUCAUGAAGUUACGAGGUCGAGGUUACGAGGUCGAAGCUACUAGGUCAAAGCUACGAGGUUGAAGCUACGAGGUCGAAGUCUCGGACAUGUCAAGUACUAGACCAUCAAUUUUCUAUUUCGUAUUUUAGAAUUUUAUUUGAUUAGCGCUUCUACCUGCCUUUCCAUUUUUAGAAAUUUUCAGAAAUUCCUUAGUUUUUGGCUUUGACACUUUUUUUUGAGAUAUGUAAAAAGACGACGAGUGAAUGAAAAUCGUAGGAAUUUGUUUAGGAUAGUGACUGUGCUUCUUUCUAAUAAGCUGGGGAAGUCGGGGCUCGGGAGUCGGGGGCCGGGUGGGGCAAGGGCCUCCACAGCGACCAACACUUUAAAGAGGGGCGCUUGAAAAAUGUAAACGAAAAGACCACUCGCCAUAACUGCAUCCCUUCACACUUAUCCGUUAAUUGUUCACACUUGGUAGCCUCAUUGUUAAACAAAGGCCUCUAUUUGAAAAUGUGACAAUUGGUAAUAGCGACCGUCCAUUGUUAAUCAUGCUAUUGUUAGCAUAUUAUUCUGGAGCAAUGUGAACAUGACAUCAUAGACUUUGCAGGAGUUAUAGCGCUUACAGUUCAGGAAACAAUGAAGGUUUUGAACUUGUUUGUCGUCAUGGUAUCCGCCCAGCAUCAUGUUUUGCUUUUUUGAUAUUACUCCCAUAAAUAGAUGCAUUGCAAACUUACAAACUUGUAAUGUAUCUAGCCUGUAAUCAAUCUAUAUGUCAUCAUCUCUGUAUCAUGUUUGUAAUGUACUGCUGUCACUAUGCUUUGUACUCUGGUGUUGUUGAUUGAUUGUAACCAGAUUCAUAUAUUUUGAGUAAUUGUGAUUAACAAUGCAAGUCAGUCGUGAUUCAGAAUAUGAUGAAUACAGGCGUAUGAACCAGUGUCUUUUAUUAGCGUUAACGCUACAUUUUGGUGACAGGAAUGGCGACCAACAUUAUUCCGGAAUGAUUCAGCUCUGGCGAUCUCCUUUCGUGGUUUCGCCAUUUUGAGCGCUGUGCUCAAGCCAACUCGUGGAAUGAGGAAACCCGCUUGUACAAACUGCCCGCUUUUCUACAAGGACCGGGCGCAUCCUAUUUCGAGUCACUUGACGCUCGUGAUCGCAUCACAUACCAAGAGUUGGUCGACGGUCUGAAGAACUGUUUUGCCCCUGCAGUAAACCAGGAACAGUAUUAUCGAGAGCUUGAGGAACACCGUUUACGACCAACAGAGGACCCCACCCUUUACUUUUGGCGACUUAAAGAUGCCCUCCACCUCCACCGGAUUUAUCCGAAGAUGCCUUUGAUGCCCUUUUGCGACGCCAGUUCUUCAAAGGCCUACCUAAUGUUGUCCAACUGAAGCUCUUGGAAUCCCAUCCUAACCCAGGAUUGGACGAAAUGUUGGCGUUUUCGAAACGGUUUCGAUCGCUUGAAGUUUUGCCCUCCGGCAAUCCUGCAUGUGCUACUACCACCCACAUCGUUCCUCCGCAGUUUCCUUGCGAUGAGCUGCAAUGCAAGUCAUGCGAUGACCUACCAAUGUUGUUGACCCAAGUUGUGGAAGGCCAGAACCAAUUGAUCGCAGCUAUCGGUGAAUCAAGGAGAAGCAGUCGGCCAGAAAUUCGUUGUUUUGAGUACCGUGAAGUGGGCCACAUGAGACGGCACUGUCCACGCCGAAGACGUUCUGGAAAGGGACAUCGACAAUGCUCACUUUGAUCCGGAUGGGGACACAACGAAAGUAUCUGUGCCAAUAACAAGGGCCGAUUCACCAAGGAAGGUAACGGGCCUAGGCAUCUCCAUUUCCGGACAAUCGACAAUUUGUUAAUUCAGCUAGGCCUCAUUAUUUAAAUGGUAGUAAGGCGUCUUUAAACGUCCAGGGGGUGCCUCGUUAAGGGGCUGGAACGACGAGCACCCCUCUGUUUUUGCUGUUGGUUCUGCUUCAGACUUUCGUUUGAAACCCUUAGCUCCUCGCCAACCCCUGCUAUUUUGUGAGCUUGAAGGUGUGCAGGUUCCAAUUUUAAUUGAUACUGGUUCCAUGAAAUCCCUGCUUAGUUCAAGUGUCUUUCAGCGUAUUUCUGCACGCUGUGUACACCAAAACAAAGCCCUUCCUCCACUUCGAAGCAUAUCCAACAGUUGUGUUUCUUUUACCGGACAGCCGCUAAAUUCUUCAGGUUCAGCAGAUAUUUCUUUGUCUUUUCCGGGAAGCCAAUUUUUGUAUGUGGGAGAGUUCUUGGUAUGUUAUAAUGUGCUUGCCCCUCUGCAAUGUGUACUUGGUUGGGAUUUUUUGACCUUUUCUUCUUUGCAGUUGACUGUCGUAGGGGAUUCCUAUUGCCUUGUUGGGCCCCAUGGCAGCACACCUUUGACCCCUUUGCCUCUUCCUGUCCAACCACCAACCCAAGGUCUUUCUGCCCCUGUCAAUUCAUCUUGUAAGGAAUAUCUACCUGUUUUUGUCCAAUCAUCAGACUAUGGACCAGUCUUUGUGACCGACAUUAUAUUAUCCCCAAGGGUUGUAAAGAAAAAAUAGGUAUGGUAUGUAGCCUCAGUGAGGAUUCUGAAUCAUCUUAUAUUACUGCAUACAGUAUCAGUCAAGCCUCUGAGCGGAUGAUACCAGUAAGAAUUCUCAAUCCGUCUAAAUCUUCUGUUGAACUUCAUGCAGGCCAAAAAAUAGCUAGGUUUUGGCCAGUUAUACCCUUCAGCCUCAUCUAGUCCACCUAUACACAACAUGUGCGCUAGUGUUCAAAACAAUAAGUUUGAUUCAGUUACCUUGUCUGAGUUACAUGCAGCUAUUAGUCCUAAUCUUAGUAAGUCAGAUCAGAAACAGAUUCUUGAGACAUUGCUUUUUUUUCUAGAUGUUUUUAACGAUGGUUUAGGCUAUACCUCGGUAUUAUCUCAUAGUAUAAAUACUGGUGACUCUUUGCCAAUAAAGCAGCAUCCACGACGGUUGCCUUAUCAUUAUAGAGGAGAAAUUCAUAAACUGGUUAAUGAAAUGUUAGAAAAAGGGGUUAUACCACCAAGCACUAGCCCUUGGGCGUCUCCCGUUGUCCUUGUUAAAAUGAUGGGUCCUAUAGAUUUUGUGUUAACUACCGCAAGCUAAACCUUGUCACCAAGCAAGAUGCUCACCCCUUGCCUAGAGUAGAUGACCUUCCUGAUUCUCUAAAUAGCAACAAGCUCUUUAGUAUUCUUGAUCUCCGCAGCGGUUACUGGCAUGUAAGUAUAACCUCAGAAGAUAGAGAAACAACAGCUUUUAUUACCCCCUGUUGGCCUAUUUGAAUUCCUUCCUAUGCCAUAUGGGUUAUCAACAGCUCCAGCAACAUUUUCUAGGGCCGUUAGCAUUAUAUUAUCAGGUUUAACCUAUGAUAUAUGCCUUUGUUAUUUUGAUGA
Molecule: messenger RNA, 8994 nt
Organism: Rhopilema esculentum
Lineage: Eukaryota; Metazoa; Cnidaria; Scyphozoa; Rhizostomeae; Rhizostomatidae
Product: leucine-rich repeat serine/threonine-protein kinase 1
Biological process (GO): protein phosphorylation
Molecular function (GO): ATP binding; protein binding; protein kinase activity
Source: RefSeq, a predicted model, not a curated record